AUGUCAGUUGCGGGAAGGGAGGUUAUACGGUAUACUUGGUUUUGCGCCGCCAGAACUUCUGGGUUUGCACCGAGUGCGAGUGGUUUUGCGACUGCUUCUGCGCCGCUCCUUGCAUCUCCGCACCGCAUCUGCCUAUGCGACCUGGUCACCUGCUUGCAUCUGCUUCUGCGGCGAUUGCUUCUUUAUGACUAUUCGGGAUAUGGAGCAUCCACUGGUAAGCCAUCUGAGUUCAACACAUACUAUGACAUAGAAGCCGUGUACAAUUGUUUGAAGAGCGACUAUGAAAUUAGACAGGAGGAUUUGAUAGUGUAUGGCCAAUCUGUUGGAAGCGGACCAACACUGCACUUGGCUUCUCAAUUGAAAAAACUCAGAGCCGUUGUUCUUCACAGUGCCAUCCUUUCAGGCAUACGAGUCUUGUAUCCUGUCAGGUUGACAUUUUGGUUCGACAUUUUCAAAAAUAUAGAUAAAAUACGGCAUGUCAGCUGUCCGGUUUUAGUUAUUCAUGUAAGUACCUAUUUCCUUCAUUCAUUUGAAACUAUUUUGUUUGAGUAUCAUUCUUUUAGAAUUCAAAGAGUUUGUGCUGUGGUUCUAAUGUCGUUAAUCUUCCCGCCCCUGCCUAGUACAUCUUGUCUGAUUUCUCUCAUUUUGAGUCUGCACCAUUUGUUGUUUUCAGUUUGUUAAUCUAUGGUUUGAAACCGUUUGAAACCGCACCGAAACCGUUUGAAACCGCACCGAACCGAACCAAACGGUUUGGUUUCAUUUCGGUUUUGGCUUCAAAACCGCACCGCACCGCACCGCAAAAAGUUUCGA
Malus domestica (apple) is the source of this 810-nucleotide messenger RNA. Lineage: Eukaryota; Viridiplantae; Streptophyta; Magnoliopsida; Rosales; Rosaceae. The record is from RefSeq and is a predicted model, not a curated record.